Messenger RNA from Zootoca vivipara (common lizard), 1542 nucleotides. Its product is annotated as cyclic nucleotide-gated channel beta-1. NCBI's taxonomy places the organism in Eukaryota, Metazoa, Chordata, Lepidosauria, Squamata, Lacertidae. The record is from RefSeq and is a predicted model, not a curated record.
CAGGGUGUUUCCAUAUCUUCCCAUUAAUAAUUUGCUUACCACACACUUCAAUGAAUGUCCCUGGCACUUCCCAAACUGCAAGAAGUCCUGUUUUGUUAGUAGAUUUGUUGUGGGAGGGUGAUGGAGAGCUCUAAUCCACUAGGAUUGCACAAAUCUAUGUUUCUGGUAUGCGUUUGAAUCCCUCCUGCAAAUUACUGACAGGUGACCCACAGGUGGGUUCAGGCAGCUGCUGCUUUUGGAUGACAUCUCUGCAAAUGAAGCUGCAACUGCAUUGUCAUGUUUGCUUGGAAUCUACCUUGGUGGCUUGACUCUGCCUCCAGAAGGCUUGCAAAGUGGGAGGGAGUUAGAAUGAGGCUGGGGCACCCACACUAUUUUUUGGGUUGUUACCUUCUCCUUGACCAUACGCCCAUUCACAAUCCUGCACUGUUGGCCAUCAUAACUACCUGUUGUGUUGCCAACAUUUUCAGGCGCAUCCUUGAACAUUAAAAGUAUGGGCAGUGUGCAAGGAUGGCAGUAGAGGAGAGAGGUGCUGUGGAACCUCAGCGCACAAUUCCAAACUUUAGGAUUUCUUUUGAAAAGUUGCAAAAAUGCAACCCUGUCCCUUAAGGAGGUGUCAUGGGGGCAUCACCAAAAAAGCUGUAAAUGUGAUCCAGAUAAAUCUUAUAUCCUCUUGGAAAUGCAAGGAGCACCCAGGGAUAAUUUUAGCUUAAAGCUUGGCUUUUCCUCCAUUUAGGGUUCAAAGAACAUGUUCCUGCAAUCCGUGAUUCUGUUUCAACAAUAGACAGCCCUGGCCGAGGAGUCCUCACCUGGAUAUCUCAGGGGCUGGGGAAGGUAAUGCCACAGCCGGCACAGAACUCUCCUGCCAUGCUGCAAGAGGCUGCCAAGAGCUUUGAAGCCAGCAUUGAUAUCCCAGAUGUGACAGAAGUCCAGAGCAUAGAGGAUGAGAAAGAGGAAGAGGAAGAAAUAGUGUCUGUGACUGAGGAAGAGGAGCAGGAGCAGGAUGAACUGCACUCCAGCUCAGACAACAACGCCCCGGAUAAAAUUGGUGGGAAAAAAGUGAUCACUUGGAUAAUGGAAGGAUUUGGGAAAAUGAUGCCUCAACCUGAAAACAUGAAAAAGACGGAGGAAGGGACCCCAGGAGACCAGGCUGCACAACGGGCACAGAAAGAGAAUUCACCUGCCAGCCCUCCCAGUGCACCAGGGACGAAGCACCGGGCCUCGACUGACAGCCAGUCCACUCGGAGCCUCUCUCUCUUUCCUCGAACACUUGGUGGUGAUGGGAGCAGUGUACUUGACUGGUUUGUUCAGGGACUGGAGAAAGUGGUGCCACAGCCUGUGACCAAAGGGAAGGAAGAUGGACAGAGCGCAGAAGCUGCAGACCUGGGCCCAGGGCAAGCAAGGAGCAAAGGGGCUUAAGUGCCUCUGAAACAAAGGGACACUGAAGAUUUGAAGACUUCCUUUUCCAAAAAACGAAACCAACCUGAAUUGGUGUGCAUAAUGCAUCAGGAAGAAAAGACUUUGCACGUUUUUUGUUUUUUGUUU